CUCUAUUGUACUGUGAAAUCUCAGUUUUUUGUACUUUGAAAUUUUCUUAUUCUUUAGGUAAUGUAGAACGUCAUGAUUAGGUACAAUGAAUUUACCCGUUAUGCGCCGUGGGUUAUCACCAGAGGGACGCAAGAUACGUGAGCGUCACCAGGGAACUCUCACCAUUGGCAUUCAAGGCACAACAGUACAACCAACUGAACGAGAUAGAACUCAUCAUAACUUUUUACAAGACAAUGUAAGGCGACUGCAUGAAAUACAAGCACGCUGUAAGGAACGAGACAACCACAAACGAUCUCAACCAUUAAAAGCAACAAGAGAAAGUUCAGCAAGCACCUCUUCAUCUGUGAGACAGGGGAGUGCCUUGGUACCUGUUCGAAACGGCUCUGCUAAACUUGUUAGAUGCCAGAAUUCAGAACGGGGAGGAAGUGCACAUUCAGACUAUUUCUCUCUUACGGAGGAACAAAUUGAACCUCUAAUCACUCAACCCUCUCAGCGUUACCUCUCGGAGCAUAGUGGACUAGUUUCAUCAGAUAACAAUGCAAUUUCUGAUAGUAAAUGCAGUGGAGAGAAUAUUUUAAAUUAUCCAAAAAACUUAAAUCAAGACAAUCAGAUACUUCUAAAAAACUCCCAUAUUUCAAAUUCUCAACAAAGGUCUAGAUCAGGAAGCCCAGUUAUUCUCAAGCCUAUUACUUCAAAACUCGUGCAAACCAUGCCUACAUCUGUGGUUCCUACAUUAAAACAAACAUCUGGGACUGAUCAGAUGUUUCUUAUUGAAAGUGAGUUAACCCAGGGAAUGAAGAAAAUGAGACUGGAUAAUUUAAUGUCAAAAAUCAAAAGUCAAAAACCCUCUUGUGAAUUAGAUUAUAACCUUCAUUAUAAGACCAUUGAGCAUCAACAUAAGAUGUUACUUGACAGUUCUGAUAGGUUGAGUUCAUACAGAAACUAUGAUGGGAGUGCAAGAAAUGAAAUAGACACCCAAAGGUCUGGGAUCAAAUUGAAAACCCCUGUAGUAUCCAGUAGACCAACAAGUUCAAAGAUGACACGUGCUCAAAGUUUUGACAGAGAUCUAUUAAAUAAAAAGAAUGGAAAUAUGAUUCCAAAAUCAAAUAAGCCAAACAGUAAUCUUAAAAAUAAUAAAAAGAACUCGCCACAUCCCUCAUCUCCACACCUUAGGAAGAGAUUAUCAAAGUCUAAUAGUAAUCUUGCCCAUUCUAAUUCUAGUUUGUUUUCUCAAAGUUCCAAUCAAGACCAGUCUGGAGGUAUAACGGUAGACAGAAGAAAAGUCAUCUUAUCUCAGAGAACAACUCCUUCACCCAGUUCACCAACAAAAAAUGACACAGCCAAAGUUGAAGCUGUCCAGAGCAGCAGGAGCAGUCCGGUAAAGAGUUCUGGCGAUGGAGAUGAUAGAAAUAUACAGGAAUCAUCAUUGCCAUCACAUACUCAAAUAGAUUUCAGUGACUAUUACUCUGAUGAUAAAUUACAAUAUGGUGAUGCUGGUGAAGUUUCAUUUGAUAGGACAGACUCUGUUGGAGAUAUAAAUCUUUGCACAGCAGUAUCAUCUUGUGACAGGGAUACUGAUAAUCAAUUUCAGUCAGCAUUACAUGAACCAAAAAGUGAAAAGCUUCACCUGAAUAUACGCCCAGAGAGUACUGGGAGUUUGGUUAAUCAAAAUAUAGAUAACAGGAUCCUGACAGAUGAUCUUCGCCUUAAUACUUGUGAUACACAUUUUGAUGACUUAGAUUUUAUACAAGACUUAAGUAAAGAUAGUCCCAAAAUAAUUCAAAAUGAAAACAAAGAUAGCCAUGAAGAUGAAGAUAUUAAAACUUCAACACCUGUGCCAAAUUCUCUUCAUGACAUUCCAUUGUGUAGCUCUUCUCCAAAACUAUUGAAGAGGCAAGAGCAUGAGGUUCAUGGAACAAGAAAAUCAACACUCAGAAGAUCACAGUCCCUGAAAAAUGUGCACCACCGUCCUGGUGACCUACACCACCAUCCUGGUGACCCACCACCCACCUACAAAAAGGGCAAGGUACCAAAAUACCUCUUGGCUCGCAAGGAAGAAGAAAAGCGCUUAAAAGAGUUAGCCUUGGCUGUUGACCCAGACUGUCCUCCUGGACAUACUCCAUUACCUGAUCAUGAGCGACGUAACACAUUACAUCUUCUGAAGAAAAGUCAAACUGAAGUAAUGAGGGAGCUGUCAACACUACCAGUGGCUCAAGAUACACUCAGACUUAAAAAAUUACGCCAUGAUCUGGAGGCCAAACUUACACAGAUUGAAGAUGGACUGAGGAUCUUUUCUCAACCUCAAGUGUAUGUCAUGAAUGAUGAGUAAACUUAGUAGAUAAAAAAAAAUGCAAAUUAGGACUGAAGCUAUUGAAUACAGGUCUUAUGUUCAAUUGUUCAUCCUUCUACUGGUUCCUUGAUGCUGGUGAGAGGAUCCUGAUCCAAGGAAUUGAGUGUGUCCUCCUCCUUGGAUUGAACCUGAUUGCUUCUUGUUACCCAGGCACUGUACAACCUUUAUGGGUUUAGCGCUUCCCCUAAAUAAAAUAAUUAUAACACUAAUAUUAUACUGUAUUGAAUAUAAUUGCAUUUUCUAAGUUCUAAGUAAAUUUUCUAUACAGAUUUUUGGGAUAUAUAAUGGGAAAGUAGAAAUCCCUAUUAACUCUACAGACUAGCAGCAAGGUGUAUAAGUCUCAUCUGGUGUUAGGUUCUCUUUCCAAUGCAGUCUUCAGUGAGACUGCAGACUGAGGACAGGGGACACAUCUAUUCCAUCCAUAAACACUUGCAUGGAGUCCCGUGGCUUGCAAUGUGCCAUUGACUAACCAUAUUCUAAUAACAAACCUUUGGCUCAGACCUUAAUGGUUUAGACAGGUUUUUUUA
Molecule: messenger RNA, 2877 nt
Organism: Cherax quadricarinatus
Lineage: Eukaryota; Metazoa; Arthropoda; Malacostraca; Decapoda; Parastacidae
Source: RefSeq, a predicted model, not a curated record